Messenger RNA from Plutella xylostella (diamondback moth), 2308 nucleotides. RefSeq names its product pancreatic lipase-related protein 2. The record is from RefSeq and is a predicted model, not a curated record. NCBI's taxonomy places the organism in Eukaryota, Metazoa, Arthropoda, Insecta, Lepidoptera, Plutellidae. Gene Ontology annotation, molecular function: triacylglycerol lipase activity. Gene Ontology annotation, biological process: lipid catabolic process.
UUAACCAAUUGUUUAUGUUACAGAGCUCAUUAAACAUGCAGCCGGCAAUUAUUAUCUAACACAACUAUUAAUUAGCCUUUUAAAAGCUAGCGCAGCCAUAGCUCUUGCACAAGUCUUGUCCCGUGCGUCACUUGUUGAUACUAACUGACUCGAUAACGUUCUCACCCCGUUAUCACAUCCCGGACCGUCUAGCGCGAAUGGCGGGACUCAACCACCUAUGGUCAGUAGCUAAUGAACAGUCAUAGCAAUACGACCUUUCAUAAUUGCCUUGUCGGAAAUACUGAAAGUUGAGUGCCCGCGAUAUUUGGUCUAAAGUGAUUGUUCAGCGUUUAAUAGCUUGAUUGUGUGGCGCGAUACUAGCCUACUUACGAAAGUACUAACUGUGAUACCUAAGUGUUGUUAGAAAUCAAAAUGUAUAACAGAACCAGUGCUACUCUGAUGCUUCAGACCAUAAUGGUCCUUAUGGAUAAGCAGAAUUCUUCCAUGGACGUCACGCGAUUCCCGACGAAUUUUAAUGAGGACGUGGAGCUGGAGCGGUGCUACGGCAUGUACGGGUGCUUCUCCAAGGCGUACCCCUGGACGGAGAACCGGCCCGACAACUACUUCCCCGAGCCGCCUGAGGUUAUGCACAUCAAAUUUCCAGCUUUUACUCGGCGAAAUAGAAAAAUCCCAGUGAUAUUAGAGGCUGACAAGAAGGAGAAAAUAGAAAACGCUAAUCUGGACCCCCGCGGACCGUUCUAUUUGAUAUCCCACGGGUUCUUGGAAGGUGGUGACAAACAAUGGAUCCAAAACAUGGCAGACGCUCUACUAAGCCUAGAAGGCAACGAGGCGGCGACGGUAUUUGUGGUGGACUGGCGCGGCGGGUCGCAGCCGCCGUACGGACAGGCCGUCGCGAAUAUACGCCUCGUGGGCGACAUGGCCGCGCACCUCGUGCAUCAUGUUUAUACGGUGCUGGGGCUCUCAGACCUGGACAACUUCCACUUCAUCGGACACUCCCUCGGCGCCCACCUCGCCGGCUACUGCGGACAUGCGCUGCAAAAGAAAUUCAACCUGAAGCUGGGCAGAAUCACCGGGUUAGAUCCGGCCGCUCCCUACUUCACUAAGACCGUGACUCUGGUGCGGCUGGACCGGUCUGACGCCAAGUACGUCGACAUCAUACACAGCAACGCCAUGCCUCUGUAUUUUGGCGGUCUCGGUAUAUCAGAGCCAAUAGGCCACGUAGACUUCUUCCCAAACGGCGGCUCAACCCAGCCAGGUUGCAAAUCGUCCAACAACCCAGUGGCGGCCAUAGCUGAUGACAUGUACCAGAGGAUAGUGAAGCAUUUGGGAUGCAACCACGAGCGAAGUUACGAGUACUUUACUGAGAGUAUUGCACCGUCGUGUCCGUUUAUGGCUGUCCAGUGUGAGUCUUAUGAGGCAUUCCUAGCGAGUAAUUGCUCGAGCUGCGACUCAAAACACUUCUGCAUCCCGAUGGGAUACCACUCGUAUAGGUUCUACAAACGACUGCAAAUGGGUGGUUUAGUCGACACCAACUCAAACAUAGCGCUGUAUUCCAUGACGGGCGGAUCCAAGCCUUAUUGCCGAGUCCAAUACGCGAUCACCCUCAAAAUCUCCAACUCGUCGGCGAGCGUGGCGCACGGGCCGGACGUGGGCCGCAUCUCCGUCAUACUCAUCGACCGCAACACCAACAGGACCGAGCACAAACUGCUGGACGACGAAGAUAAAUACUACAAGCCCGGCGACGUGGAAACCCGUAUGGUGGCGGUCCAAGGCACCGGGUUCCCGCCCAUCUCCGCCAUCGUCGAGUGGAAGUACGAGACCAACCUAUUCAACCCCGUCACGUGGCGGCUGCUCAAGUCUUCCAGUAUCUUCAUUGAGUACCUGAAGAUUGCUAGCUUGGAGUAUAAUACUGAAAUUACCGUCUGCCCGAAGCUACACAAACCAGUGGUUGCGAAUUUAAAGACAAUGAUGAUGCCAAAAUAUUGUAAAAUUAGGAAAUAGCACAUACCAAGUCGUAAAGAUUUGAGUGAAUAUUUUAAAUGAUUAUGUUUGAUUUAUCAUGUAAUGUUGUUUGCUAAGCAAAUGUUUAAGUAAUUUAAUUAUAGUAAGAUUACUUAAUUAGGUUAAGAAAUAGUGUAAGUGUAGAUCUAACUUUAAGUUCAGACAAAGCACCAAGUCAAUGCAAGUCUUAAAAAAGUAUUCUAGGUUUAUUUAUAUGAAUUUCUUUUUAACAUUUUUAAAUUUAUGAAUACUAUUAUGUAUUUAGAAUAAGAAAAUCAUUGUUGUUUAAUAAAGUAUUUUUUAUGUA